This is a messenger RNA of Wyeomyia smithii (pitcher-plant mosquito), 1255 nucleotides long. RefSeq names its product polyadenylate-binding protein 1A-like. Gene Ontology annotation, molecular function: RNA binding. The record is from RefSeq and is a predicted model, not a curated record. NCBI's taxonomy places the organism in Eukaryota, Metazoa, Arthropoda, Insecta, Diptera, Culicidae. Bases 134 to 1186 code for a protein of 350 amino acids. The transcript is spliced from 2 exons.
CUGGGCCUAUUGUAAGUCGGCUUUUAAACCGCCUUUAUCGUCCAGCAUCAUUAGUAUUAAAUUUAUAGUGCGUGCUUCUUUUGAAGUUGCCGGUUGCGCCUUGGUUAUCUUUGCUUAAUCUAAAACAAAAAAAAUGGCUAAAUCACACGAUCGCAAAUUCGCAGAUAAAGCGGGUGUUUUUGUUCAAAAUCUUAGCAAGGACAUAGACGAGCGAACAUUACGUGAUAUCUUUUCGGUAUUCGGAACAAUUCGAAGUUGUGAGGUUGUACACCAAAGAAAUAACUCUUCAUGCACGUUUGGGUUUGUUCAUUACCAAAAUGAAAACGCCGUUGAGGGUUGCAUCAUGGCUUUAGAUGGUAUGAUACUUCUGGAUCGUAAAAUUAAAGUUCAACGUGCAGUUACUCGCGAUGAACGUUACAUGCAGAAAUUAGUCUGCAACGUUUUCGUUAAAAAUUUUGGUGAAGAGUUAAAUAAUGACUCUUUGAAAAAACUUUUUGAGCCGUAUGGAUCAAUAGUUAAUCAUCGUGUGGUUACGGAUAAAGCUGGUCGAAGUUGCGGACAUGGAUUCGUAGUUUUUGCCAACUCUGCUUCAGCAGAAAAAGCUAUUCAGGCCCUUCACGGACGAAUUUUACAAUGUGGAAAAAAGCUGGAAGUUGGAUGCGCCUUGAAAAAGGGCAAUCAGUCAGAUACGAAGCAAUUGAGCCAAUCAGAUACAAAGCAACUACGCCAAUCAGACACAGAGCAAUUAAACACAAAGCAACCAGAAAAACGUUUGGACAAUUCCUCUAUGCAUUCUGGUUAUAAUUUGUACAUUAAUAAUCUUGAAAAAUCGAUUGAUAAUUCGGGUCUUCUCCAAAUGUUUCAACAAUUUGGAAAGAUUUCUUCAGUCAGAGUUAUACAGAACGCUGACGGGUCCUCAAAAGGUUUUGGAUUCGUUUGUCUGAUGUCAAAAGAAGAAGCCUUCAAAGCUAUUUCAAAAAUGAACGGUAAGCAAGAAGGUACAAAAAAGCUUGAAGUCUCACUGGCCCAUUGUAAAAGAGAUCGCAAAAAUAAGGAAGAUGUAAAACAAUUGCAGCCGCAUAGCUUGUAUUCAUUACCUUCGUCGGCAACUGAACUAACGAAACAAAAAGAUACAACGCAGCUUCCAACAAAACGUGGAAAUGUUCCAGGAUCCGCAGCUGCCUAAAUUAUUGUCGUAUGAUUGUUUUUGUUGUUUGCGUUACUUCUUGCUUGAAUAAAAUACUUUCAUGUUUCU